AUGCUUGGUUAUAAACCAGAUUUCAAGUUGUUUUUCCAGGGGAUGGGGAAGCAAACUUGUAAUCGAUGCGGCAAACAGGUCUACCCUACAGACAAAGUCGGACCUCUGAAGGACUCAACGUUUUUUCAUCAAGGUUGUUUCAAGUGCUAUAUUUGCGGCACCCGACUGGCUUUGAAGACCUACUGUAAUAAUCGAAGCGAUCAAAGCGACAAGGAAGUCUACUGUGCGAAUCACGUUCCAAUCGCCAGCCCACACGAUCUACCGCUGCAGCGCAGCGGUGGUUCUCCAAUUGAAAAUGGCACUGGGAAAACAAGCAAUGGAUACAGACGGGAUGCUGGCCUGGAAGACAUGAAAAUCGCACACGCCAUCAAAGCAACACAAGUCGCCAAGCCGUACCCCAAGAUAGUACACAAAGGAGCUCGUUAUGCCGUGGAUUAUGACGCGCAAACUCGCCUUGAAUUGCUGCAUCGACGUGACGAAGAUAAAUUGUACGAAGCUUUCCAAAAUCAACGUACUAAGGAAAGCGAACAGUUUGAGUCUGAGACAAAGGAGGAAUGGGAGCGAGCGUUGGCGGAUUUUGCUCGAAAGUACGAGAAAGGUCAAGAAAACAUACGGAACAAAGACGACUUGAUACGCCAGUUGACCAUCAAAAGAGAAAAGAAACUCGAAACGCUACAUAACAAACGAAGAGAACGUGAGCGCCACCAAACAGCAGAAUUGGUUGACAGACAGGCACGCGAAAUGCUUGACUUAUUCAAACAGGCUCGAUCGGAACAAGCUGAUGGUCCAUACAGUAGUGCAGGUUAUCCGUCCACUCCCCCGCCACCGCAACCGCCGUCAUGCAGCAAACGUGAGAUCUACUCAUCCACAGAAUACUUUUCGUCAAUCGACGAGGUCGCCAUACAUUGCGCACGCAGUGAGAUGACCACGUUUACUGAUUUGAUUCGAGCUUUGACGAGUGAAGCAAGAAGUGACAUCGAUAUGGCAAGAGCGAUUUAUCGAUGGAUAACCAUAAAAAAUCUCAAUACGAUGAUAUUCGACGACUCAGUGGAGAAUGACACACCGAUGGGUCUCUUGCGUGGGAUUAAGUAUGGCACCGAAAGUUACCAUGUGCUUUUCAAGCGAUUAUGCAGUUAUGCUGGUCUUCAUUGUGUGGUGAUCAAAGGAUAUUCAAAAUCUGCUGGUUAUCAACCUGGAUACUCCUUCGAGGAUAACCGCUUCAGGAACACAUGGAACGCUGUCUACCUGGAUGGUUCGUGGCGUUUUGUCCAAUGCAACUGGGGAGCACGCCACCUUGUAAAUGCGAAGGAGAGCGAAUUUGAAAGCCGUUCUGAUGGCAAUCUUCGAUAUGAGUACGAUGAUCACUACUUUAUGACGGAUCCUGAGGAGUUCAUCUACGAAUUUCUCCCUCACGACCCGAACUGGCAACUACUCCCACGACCGCUCACGUUGAAACAGUUUGAGCGAAUUCCAUUCGUGAGAAGCUUAUUCUUCAAAUACGGCCUCACCUUUGUUGAUAACAAAUUGGAAAGCACUCUCUAUACUGACAAAACGGGUGCAACUUCAGUAGCGAUAAGAUUGCCAGAGAAGCCUGGCGACUCUCUGAUCUUUCAUUACAAUCUCAAAUUCUUUGAAUCUGAUGAAACUACCAUCAAUGGGUUGUCACUCAAACGAUUUGUCAUGCAAUCUGUGUCAAAUGGGGUGGUGACAUUCCGCGUCCACGCUCCGACCACACACCCUUUGCUGCUAGACGUCUUUGCCAACAGUGUUUCCUCUUCGCACUAUCUCACUGGACAGCCUAUUAAGUUUAAAAGUGUUUGCAAAUUCAAGGUGAGUACAAAAGGUGUAUUUACCAUACUGUAG
This is a messenger RNA of Haemonchus placei, 1863 nucleotides long. The record is from the annotation of a GenBank genome assembly. NCBI's taxonomy places the organism in Eukaryota, Metazoa, Nematoda, Chromadorea, Rhabditida, Trichostrongylidae.